Messenger RNA from Papaver somniferum (opium poppy), 1822 nucleotides. RefSeq lists its product as uncharacterized. The transcript is spliced from 2 exons. The record is from RefSeq and is a predicted model, not a curated record. NCBI's taxonomy places the organism in Eukaryota, Viridiplantae, Streptophyta, Magnoliopsida, Ranunculales, Papaveraceae. The coding region runs from base 456 to 1622 and encodes 388 amino acids.
CUCUUUUAAAAUAAACUGCUUUUUCACUCCUUCAAUAAUUCAAUUACUAAAUAUUUACGAUUAUGGAUUUUGGAUCUUAUCCGAUGAUUAGCUCAAGCUUUACCUUGUCUGUUCACAUCUGAUUUGAUUGUGAAUGGUCAAAUCAGUGAGCCAGGUAAGAAGGAGCUAAGAGUCAAUGGUAAUUACUAGUAGUUGUUUGCUGGUAGUUGUGACCAGAAUUAAUGGAUGGCGACACUUUACUUGGAAAAGACUGAAAUUUCUCUGAAUUCUGGUUUUUGAUCCUUGAGCUCAAGUCAAAGAGGGAAGUUCUCAAGGAAGUGAGAAAGGGAAUAAAUAAGUAGAACCUGAGCUGCUUUUCAUUUUAAACACUCCUACAGGUUGGUGUCUUUCAUCAGCUUUUCAUUGCACCAACACAUUGAGGAGAAGUUGCAGAAAGUGAGAGUUCAGGUCUUCCAAUGGCAGCAUACGUUCCUCCUCACAAGAGGUACUCUAAGGAUGGUGAUGAUAAUAAUAAUAGGCCACUUCCAACUCAGUUCCAGAUCAAUGUGGGGGAAUCUUCUACUUCGAAAGAUCGUGCUCGGAAGCGUGGAUUUGUCCUGAACAUGCCAAAUGCUGUUUUUAUGUCGUUCAUGGAAUCUGAUGAUGAUGACAUCCCUGCAAAUUCAAUUCGGUUGGUGCUUGUUGAUGGAUACACCUGCCUCAGGUCAACAUCCUUUAGCCGCAGAGGUUUCGCAAAGAAUACUCCAUGGGUGUCUAUUACUAAGAGAAUACAGUCAGAGCUACUAGCUUCGUUUGCAAAUGUGAGAAGUGCAAUGGAUUUGGGAGAAGCAGGAUCAGCAAUAAAGCCAACUUUUGUAGCUAGAAUUGGUCAAAUUCACCUGCUUGACCCUCCAGACAACAUGCUCAUCAGCAGCAGCAAGUUGGAGGCUGAAACUGCUGCAGCUCAUGUCAAAAAACAAUUCUGUACAAACCUUCCUGAUUCAUAUAUGGAGGCCAUUCUUGGUGGAGUUGCUCCGAAGAUUGUAGCUGAUUUGCACCAUUCGAAGGAGUACUACCAAGUGCUUGUUUCUGACAAGCGAGAUCCAAAAUCAGCUAUCAUUAUCAAAUGCCAAAUAAUAUGCGGAGAGCUUAAGAUACAGAAGAUCGAGAAGAACCCAAAGAGAUGCUUUGUAGCCAAUGUUGUGUGCCUCGACAGGGAUCUUGACCUGAGGUUGAGGCUAGCUAUCAAGAGGGACUUGACGAUGGCACUCAAGGAUGACUCUAAAGAGCUAAAAAGCCUGAAACAUUUUGUUGAUUCUGCAAUCUUGGAUGGAAGUGUAAAAGGUGGCUUGAGAUGGCCUUUGGGAAAGGAGCACUCCUCCGAUGGUAGAUACUCCGUCAUAAAGACGUUCCGCUGUACUGUUAAAACUUUCAAGAAUUCAUCCUUGAAGUUGAGGCUUAUGAACGCAGACGGAUUUAAUUUAUGCACUUCCAAUGGAAAAGUCGAAAAUGAACUGGUUUUAGAUAUGAAAGAAAUAAACGAGAUGUUAAUUGACAGGAUGCUUGACAUGGAACCUGCCAUUGAAAGACUUCAAGAGGCUCUGAAAUUGGUAUGGAAUCACUUGUUGAUCUUUGAACUGUGAUUGUUAGUGUGCUCCUUUAUAUGUUGCGCAAAAGCUUUUUAGCAGUAUGUAACUUUUCUGUUUAGCGUUAUCAACUUAUUGAAGUGCUGUUCAGAUGGCAAAAGCAUAUGAAAAUUUUUCUACAAAAACAUAAAGUUAAUGUACAGAUACUUUGGUAUCGAUGUGAAUGGCGAGGCGACUAACUGAUAAAUUGCAAACAU